Molecule: messenger RNA, 400 nt
Organism: Rhagoletis pomonella (apple maggot)
Lineage: Eukaryota; Metazoa; Arthropoda; Insecta; Diptera; Tephritidae
Exons: 2
Coding region: 176-400 (74 amino acids)
Source: RefSeq, a predicted model, not a curated record
AUUGCGAGUGUCGAACAAGAAUAGAUAAUCGACUACUGAGCGAUUAUCGAUUAUCGAACUAUUGCGAGUGUCGAAUGAUCGCUCAGCAAGCGACUGUGAAUGCUUUUUAAUCGAUCAUCUUUCUACAGCCAUUUUCUAGUCGUUGGAGAGUAAAGUUGAUGAAAAAAGAACGAAAAUGGAUAAAAAAUCAAAAGUAGUUAGUAACAAAAAGCAACUAGCGCGAUUAGUGGAGUUGAUGCAAAAAAACAGCGACUUAGGAAAAGGUAUCUGCGGAAAAGUUCAAGGAAAGGCAAGUUGGGAGCGGGUAGCUGUAGAGUUGAACAGUUUGGGACCACCAAUGCGCUCGUGGGAAAAGUGGUUGAAGGUAAAAUACAAUUACAUAUAUAGCUUUCGUAAAUAA